Molecule: messenger RNA, 1306 nt
Organism: Anopheles maculipalpis
Lineage: Eukaryota; Metazoa; Arthropoda; Insecta; Diptera; Culicidae
Gene: Rpt5
Product: 26S proteasome regulatory subunit 6A-B
Exons: 2
Coding region: 20-1306 (428 amino acids)
Biological process (GO): proteasome-mediated ubiquitin-dependent protein catabolic process
Cellular component (GO): proteasome regulatory particle, base subcomplex
Molecular function (GO): proteasome-activating activity; ATP hydrolysis activity; ATP binding
Source: RefSeq, a predicted model, not a curated record
CACACAUCAGCAAACGAAAAUGGCCGGAAAUUUGGAGGAUCGUGAAAUCUGGGAAGAUACAGAGGAAACGCUCGGCGAGGAGGUGCUUCGGAUGCCGACCGACGAGUUGGUAAGCCGCACCCGGCUGAUGGACAACGAGAUCAAAAUAAUGAAAAGCGAGGUGGUCCGCAUCAAUCACGAGCUGCAAACUCAGAACGAGAAAAUUAAGGACAACACGGAAAAGAUCAAGGUGAACAAAACGCUACCGUAUCUGGUGUCGAACGUGAUCGAGCUGCUGGAUGUGGACCCGCAGGAGGAGGAAGAUGACGGUGCGGUGGUGGUGCUAGAUUCGCAGCGGAAGGGCAAGUGUGCGGUAAUUAAAACGUCCACCCGUCAGACGUACUUCCUGCCGGUGAUUGGGUUGGUCGAUUCGGACAAGCUGAAGCCCGGCGAUCUCGUUGGCGUGAACAAAGACUCGUACCUUAUACUGGAAACGCUUCCGGCCGAAUACGAUGCGCGGGUGAAAGCGAUGGAGGUGGACGAACGGCCAACGGAACAGUACUCCGAUAUCGGUGGGCUGGACAAGCAGAUCCAGGAGCUGAUCGAAGCGGUCGUACUGCCGAUGACGCACAAGGACAAGUUCAAGAACCUUGGCAUCCAUCCACCGAAGGGUGUGCUGCUGUACGGGCCACCGGGAACGGGGAAAACGCUCCUCGCCCGUGCCUGUGCAGCACAGACUAAAUCCACCUUCCUAAAGCUAGCCGGACCGCAGCUGGUACAGAUGUUUAUCGGCGAUGGUGCCAAGCUGGUGCGGGAUGCGUUCGCCCUGGCGAAAGAAAAAUCACCCGCAAUCAUCUUCAUCGACGAGCUCGAUGCAAUCGGUACGAAGCGUUUCGAUUCGGAAAAGGCAGGCGAUCGUGAGGUACAGCGAACGAUGCUUGAGCUGCUAAACCAGCUGGAUGGUUUCAGUUCAACCGCCGACAUUAAGGUAAUUGCCGCAACGAACCGCGUAGAUAUACUCGAUCCGGCCCUUUUACGAUCCGGUCGGCUCGAUCGUAAAAUUGAAUUUCCCCACCCGAACGAGGAGGCACGUGCCCGCAUCAUGCAGAUCCACUCGCGCAAAAUGAACGUCAGCCCGGACGUGAACUUUGAGGAGCUGGCCCGCUCGACGGACGAUUUUAACGGUGCGCAGUGUAAGGCGGUGUGCGUGGAGGCGGGCAUGAUAGCGCUGCGCCGUUCGGCCGUGUCCGUCAUACACGAAGAUUUUAUGGACGCGAUCAUGGAGGUGCAGUCGAAGAAGAAGGCAAAUCUGAACUACUUUGCCUGA